Molecule: messenger RNA, 2904 nt
Organism: Panonychus citri (citrus red mite)
Lineage: Eukaryota; Metazoa; Arthropoda; Arachnida; Trombidiformes; Tetranychidae
Exons: 6
Coding region: 1203-2294 (363 amino acids)
Source: RefSeq, a predicted model, not a curated record
AAAAUUUUUAUUCUCAAUUUGUCUUCAUGUUGAUCAGUCGUUUCUCUUGAUUAACUUUUAUUUUUUUUUCUCUUCUGUUUGCCUUUUUAUUAUUUCUCUUUGUGAUUAAACAACAACUAAUCAACUGUUCUUAAUUAAUAUUUUUCUUGUUUUUCUUUUGAUUCCAUAUUCUUUUCCAAUUGGUAAACCUUAAUAAUUAUGCUUUGGUCAUCUUUACCUGGACAAUAUUCAUCAACAAACCUCGUCAAUAGUGAAAGUGGAUAUCAAGGUUGACAAAUUUACCUGCAACAAGUGAACCAUUACCAAUGCGAUUAACUUUUAUCAUCAACAAUAAUAACAAAAAGACAAGAUCAACAGUUUAAACCGGAUUUUGUGUCAGUUAACAAUUAACUUUCAACUGAACAACAUGAUCCCUUCUCAAAUGUAAAUCAUGUUUAUUUUAUUAACCUGUUAACGUUUCUUCAACUAAUCAAAAUCAACCAUCAUUUCAAGUAACAGUUUUUGGUGACAAUCAACAAUAAGUUUACAAUCCAAAUCGAAGACAACAAUUAAUCAUUUUUUUCUUCAUUUCUUCUCAAUUGUGUGGUGAUAAAAUUUCUUGAUUCAAUUUACCGGAUUAAACAUUUUUGGAUAUAAUUCUUAUUUUAUCAAUCUAUUAAUACCUUUUACUUUCCUGUUACAUUGAUAAAUCAUCUUCAAAUCUUUUCAUCAUAAUCAUCAUCAAUUCUUUCUCAUUAAAUAAUUACCGUUAUCGAUGAUAAUUUUAAUCAGCAUCUUUAAUCACAAAUUUAAUCAUCAUCAACCAUCAUCUUACCAAUCCUGAUCGUCAAUAAUUCUAAUAUUAUCCCGUCAUUAACGUCAACUUACCAAGAAGAAGGAGAAGCAAAGUUAAUCACCAUCAAUGAAGAAAUUUAAAGAUUAUUAUUAUCAAUUGAUUAAGGAAAAUCUCUCUCCCAUUCUCACUGUUUCUAUUGCAUUUAUAAUAUUAACAGUGUUUACCUUUCAUUCUAAUACAUGUUGAUUCUUCUUCUUCUUUUUUUUCUCUCCCAUCUUCUAAUCAUCUUGAUAAUUUAAUGGUAACAAUUUUUAUCCACCUAGUGAUUAUUUCUUUUAAGGUAAAUUAAUCAGUUAAUCCAUUUAGACGAUGUGAACUGAUGCCUUUAAUUGUGUACACUGGAAUUAAAUUAAUUAAUUGAAUCGUCAUGAUGAUAUUAUUACCAAUUUGGAUUAACAAUUUAAUUUCACAUUCUAAACAAUCAUCAUCACCAUCUUCGCCACCAUCGUCAUCAUCAUUACCUACAUCUUUACCUAUUUCAUUAUUUAAAGUGACAAUUUUAUCAUCAUCUUCAUCUUCAUCUUCAUCCUCAUCCUCAUCAUAUUUAACGUUAAUUUCACUAAUUAUAAUCAUUUUACCAACUGUGAUCAAUUGUGUGGAAAUAGAUGAUGAUUGUGUUCCAUUUAUUAAUAGACUUACUUUUUGCUCAACAACAAAACGAGAUGAUAUCUAUUAUCAAAUUGAAGUUCCAACUACAGGUUAUCAAACAAAUUUCAGUUUACAAGAUUUUGAUGUCGAUACAUUUGACCUGAAGGAGGACAAAGUGGUCUUCAAGAAAGCGACCAACCUAAGACCCAAAGUUUACCGAGUUAUCAUUCUGGUCACUCAAGUCAAAGAUGAAAACAUAAUCGGACCUAAUUGCAUGAUUUUGGAAAUUGAAUUAAAUGAUCGCCAUUGUAAUUAUGUAGGCCACUGUACAGUAGUAGUCUCUGUAUUGGCCAGUUUUUGCUUAAUCUUACUAACCGCUCUUUCCGUUUCCUUAAUAAUAUUGAGAAGGAAAAAACCGUUAUCAUUAAUAUUACGAAAGGUGAAACAUCCUGACGAUGACUCGUAUUCAAAUGGACAUCACCCUGAGACUGGUGAUCAAAAUUUAAUUAUACCUCGUAAAGCUUCAAGUGUUGCUGCUGACAUUGCCAAUGGAACCAUAACUAGGCCAACAUUUUCACCUCCUGAUGGCUUACUAAUGCCCCGGAAAUCAUCAUUGAAACAAAGUCGAAUUGAAGUGAUCCCAGUUAAAGAUGAUCCCCUUAAAGCAAUUGAAUCGGGCAUUGAAAACGCAGGUUACCAGGAAUCUGAGGUUUCCCGGAGAGCAUCAAUAAUACCGGAGGUUGAAGAGCCAACAGAUGAUAAUAAACAAUCAGCUGAUAGAUCACCUGAUAUUAGUAGUUCCAUAGAAACAAGAAGAAAAUCAAUUGUAACAUUUAGUGAUAAAACGGAAGUCAUUAGGAUAACAAAAUGAAUGUCAUCAUCAAUUCCCUUUCCUUUUCCACCCACCAUCACAAACAAAACACAAACACACACACACACCACCAACCACAUUUUCAUCAUCUUUAAAUAUUUCCUUAAUUUUUUUUAGUCUUUACUAUUUUAUCAACAAUAAUUUGUGUCAAAAAUCAACAAGGAAAUAAUAUAAAUCAAUUUUACAAUAAGAUGGUGAUUGUAAAUGGUAUACCCAACACACUUAAUUGUUAAAUAAUGUAAAACUAUUAACCAUCGUUUACAUUCAACAAUCAAACAUGCAAAAAUUAAGUCAAAUGUAACAAUUUAUCCCGAUAAAUUGUCAUCUACUUGAAAUAAGUGAAAUAAUUAUUAGCAACAACAAAAUCGAUCUCAAUACUUAAAUAUUAUGUGAUUUGAUUGUAGAAAAAUUUAAAUUCUGUCUUAAUUGUUAUCAUCAUGAUAACAUUCUGAUAUUGGUUAUGUUAAUUGUAAUAAGAUAUUGAAACGAUGAAAGAAAUUGAAAGAAAUUUAAUUUUCUUGUAAUAAGAUCACUUGAUUUGAUUUAUUUAAAUCUAUUUUCAUGUAUAUAUAUCAUCAACAUUAUUAUUACAUUAUUCAUUUGAUUACGA